GCGGGGGCAGUGCCCGGGAAGGGCCCGGCCCGGCCCUGCGGGCAGCCGGUGGCCGGCUCUGUACCCGCUGGCCUUUGUGACUGGGGCGUGCGGGUCUCACGCGGGGCUCACUGUCCUCUGUCUCCAGGUUCUGGAGGACACAUGCCGGCGGCAGGACUUCGACCCCAGUGAAUAUGACCUGAAGUUUCAGAGGACUGUGCUUGACCUCUCCCUCCAGUGGAGAUUUGCCAACCUCCCCAACAAUGCCAAGCUGGAAAUGGUGCCCGCCUCUCGGAGCCGUGAGGGGCCAGAAAACAGGGUCCGCAUUGCUCUGCAGCUGGACGACGGCUCUCGGUUACAGGACACGUUCUUCUCAGGCCAGACCCUCUGGGAUCUCCUCAGCCACUUCACACAGACCAGGGAGUGUCUGCAACAGCCUGGUGAGGCGACCCCCAUGUGCGUGUACAUGAGAGACGAGGUCACUGGCGGAGCUGCCCUGCAGAGCACAACGCUGCAGUCCUUGGGCCUCACAGGGGGCGGCGCCACCCUCAGGUUUGUCAUGAAGCAGUGUGACUCCACAAGCAAACAGGAGGCUGGGCCCAGCAGGAGCAAGACGCCGGGAAGCCCGACCUGCUCUGUGUCGGCGGACCAGGCGUCCAGCAGCCCUCUGCUUCCCUUGAGCUCUGGGGAGCUCAGCAAGGGCGACCUGAGUCACCAGGGAGACACAGGCACCGCAGGGACUGGCCCUCUGGGUGGCCCAAAGCCAGUGGAUGCUCAGGCAAAGCAGAGUGCCAGGGAGCCCAUACCUGUCCCCUUCACUCCUUUCUCUGGUGGGGGACAGAGGCUGGGCGGCCCUUCUGGUCCCUCAAGGCCUCUGGUGUCACCUUCCGCCAAGUCACCUAAGACCUUCUCCAGCCCCGGAGGCCCUUCCAAGCCUAAGAAGUCAAAGGCUGGUGAAGAGCUCCAGCAGGACCCAGAAAUGGUAAGAGAUGGGCUGGGUGGUGGGCCUUGCGUAGCACCUGAGACUCUGGCCAGUCGGGUGCUCACUGGCAUCUCCUCCCACCUGUUCAUUGCUCCCCCCAAAACCAUCCUGGAUGACCACACGCUGACCCUCUUUCAGGCAAACCUCUUCCCUGCUGCCCUUGUACACUUCGGAGCUGAAGAACCAACAGCUUUCUACCUGGAACCGGGACUCCUGGAACACACUGUCCCCCCGUCUGCUGCGGACGUGCUGGUGGCUAGGUACAUGCCCAGGGCUUCUGGGACCCCACCCCCACUGCCAGCCCCCGAGCCUGCACCCCUGGAGUCAGAGCCACCUGCUGAGGAGGGGGCACUCCCCCCCCCAGAGCCCACCCCAGGAACAGCCCAGCCGGUGAGAAGGAGCCUGGGCAAAGUGCCCAAGUGGCUGAAGCUACCAGCCAGCAAGAGGUGAGCGCAGGCUGCCGGCAAGGUGCCCAUCACUGGCCACAGGACUCCACUCACCCACCCGAGCAGGAAUAAAGACGCGCUUCUCUCAGCC
This is a messenger RNA of Dipodomys ordii (Ord's kangaroo rat), 1498 nucleotides long. It is a transcript of the gene Aspscr1, whose product is annotated as alveolar soft part sarcoma chromosome region, candidate 1. The transcript is spliced from 12 exons. Bases 257 to 1411 code for a protein of 384 amino acids. Lineage: Eukaryota; Metazoa; Chordata; Mammalia; Rodentia; Heteromyidae. The record is from RefSeq and is a predicted model, not a curated record.